GACUGUCAGAGGGAGGCAGCGGUAUUUCUACACAAUGUGGUUUACAGUGGAAAAUGCUGGUGUGUCCCCUCUCUCCUCCAGGCUGGAAAAAGAGCAGCCUUUCUCCCUUCAGUGUGGGACAGGCACCAAGCAGCUCAGGAAGGCUUGAAAGGGCAGAGGACAAGAGUGAAUUUGCCCUGCUCCCUACCCAGACAGGCUAAAGUGAGCGGCAGACAGUGAUGAAAACCAGCAGAAAGUGCCGGGCGCUGAUGGCAGUCUCUUUAAACCUAGUGGCACUGCUUUUCUCUACCACCGCCUUCAUUACCACGUACUGGUGCGAGGGUACUCAGAAAGUGCCCAAACCCAAUUGCAACAAGGAGACCAAAUCCAACUGCAUCAACUUGAACCGCACCGGAGCCGUGAACAGUUCCAAACCCGACCAGGUUCACUACAGCUGGGAUAAGGGCGAUGAUCGGUUUGUCUUCCGUUAUUUCCACACCGGCAUAUGGUACUCCUGUGAAGAAAACCUCAGUGGUAUCGGUGAAAAGUGCCGGAAUUUUAUUGAUCUGGCUCCUGCCUCUGAGAGAAGUGUUCUUUGGUUGUCGGUCAUCUCUGAAGUUUUAUAUAUCGUGCUUUUAGUUGUUGGCUUCAGCCUGAUGUGUCUCGAGCUCUUUCACUCAAGUAAUGUGAUAGACGGCCUCAAACUGAAUGCAUUUGCCGCUGUAUUCACUGUUCUUUCAGGACUGCUCGGAAUGGUGGCUCAUGUGAUGUAUACUCAGGUGUUCCAGGUGACAGUCAGUCUUGGACCCGAGGACUGGAGACCACACUCCUGGGACUACGGCUGGUCGUUCUGUCUCGCAUGGGGAUCAUUUACUUGUUGCAUGGCAGCCUCUGUCACCACGCUGAACUCAUACACGAGAACAGUCAUCGAGUUUCGACACAAAAGGAAACUGUUCGAGCAAAGCCUCAGAGAAGAGCAGAUGUUCAUUGAUCGGGAGGCUAUCAACUAUUUUAGAGAAAGAUCGAUUCAGUCCAUAUCCAGUUCAGUUGAAGUCUUUGCAGAUCCUGCCACGAGCACAACUAAAUCACUUGUGCCAGAUCCAUUGGACUUGAGUGAAAUCCCGGAAGUGUUAGGAGAGGACCAAUGUUAAAGCAGUUUUUAUUGACUUCCAUGCAACUCUGAUGCCUGGGAGGUGCUCACUGUAAACACUUUAAUUCACAUGUACACUGAAUAAGCAGCAAGAUUAGACUGAACUAUCCCUUUUGUCAGUGUACAUCACCCGUGUCAAUGUUUAAACUAUUCGAUCAUUGGGAAACCAUACGACAAUGUCAAUGUGGAUAAUGCUUAGACCUGUCAACAGUUUUUUUUACAAUUUUAAGAGGGAUAUGUUAUUCUAAUGUGAAAUUUAUUUACACCGCUGACAACGAAACCUCUUAAUGUAAAUGCCAAAAUCCAUCAUUCCUAUAAUGCACACCAGUAUUUUUAUUGUUCAUUCAGAAGUAAUCAUCCAACCUUCUAAAUUCUCUUUGUUGAUUUGCUGACUGAUUUGGAAGCACAGGAUUUGGUUUUAUAUUCAGAAUAAUUGAUGAUACUAAUGUACCUUCUAUUUUUUUGUGCAAAAUAAUUAUUCCAGUUGCUUAACCAACCUUUGUAUUUGAUUCAUCUUUUUAGUCAAAUUCCUGAAAAAUAUUGUUCCCAGGUUGCACUUCAACACUGAGAUUGUUGUUUUAUAGCAUUUACCUUAGGACAGAAUGGCCAUGCACAAUUCCUAUAGAAAGUAAGAAGGGUCCAUAAACCUGGGAAAAUAAAAACCAAAAACACCAAGUUCUGAAAAGAAAUAGCCAGAAUACUGUUGGAGGAAUAGGCACUCAUUGGUAAUGUGAGCACAAAUCCAU
Molecule: messenger RNA, 1875 nt
Organism: Rhincodon typus (whale shark)
Lineage: Eukaryota; Metazoa; Chordata; Chondrichthyes; Orectolobiformes; Rhincodontidae
Gene: gsg1l
Product: gsg1-like
Exons: 5
Coding region: 219-1130 (303 amino acids)
Cellular component (GO): plasma membrane
Source: RefSeq, a predicted model, not a curated record